This is a messenger RNA of Phoenix dactylifera (date palm), 411 nucleotides long. Lineage: Eukaryota; Viridiplantae; Streptophyta; Magnoliopsida; Arecales; Arecaceae. The record is from the annotation of a RefSeq genome assembly.
AUCAACUAUAACCCCAAAAGAACCAGAUUUCGUAAACAACAUAGAGGAAGAAUGAAGGGAAUAUCUUAUCGAGGCAAUCAUAUUUGUUUCGGCGGAUACGCUCUUCAGGCGCUUGAACCCGCUUGGAUCACAGCUAGACAGAUAGAAGCGGGGCGGAGAGCAAUGACACGAUAUGCGCGUCGUGGUGGAAAAAUAUGGGUACGUAUAUUUCCCGACAAACCUAUUACAGUAAGACCUACAGAAACACGUAUGGGUUCGGGAAAGGGAUCCCCCGAAUAUUGGGUAUCCGUUGUUAAACCGGGUCGAAUACUUUAUGAAAUGGGCGGAGUAUCAGAAACUAUAGCCAGAGCAGCUAUUGAAAUAGCUGCGUGCAAAAUGCCUAUACGAACUCAAUUUGUUAUUUCACGAUAG